Ostertagia ostertagi is the source of this 630-nucleotide messenger RNA. The record is from the annotation of a GenBank genome assembly. NCBI's taxonomy places the organism in Eukaryota, Metazoa, Nematoda, Chromadorea, Rhabditida, Trichostrongylidae.
AUGCAUCGAUCACGAGGGCUUAUCCGAGGGUUUCUAAACGCUGGCAGAGUUCCCCGAUUCUCAGCGAUGCGUUCCCUGUUCAUUCAAAUGCAAGAGACACCAAAUCCAUUAUCACUGAAGUUUCUACCAGGACAAGCGAUUCUCGACGAACCAAGAACAUAUGAGUUCACCUCUGUUGCAUCAGCGAAAGAUAGUCCACUUGCAAGAGAAUUGUUCCACAUCAAUGGCGUGCGUUCGGUGUUUCUCGGCGAGGAUUUCAUCACUAUCACGAAGAAAGACGAAGAGACAGAUUGGGCAUUGAUGCGAGCGGAAAUACUGUCAGCGAUUACGAAUUUUAUCGAGUCAGGAAAGCCAAUAAUAACUGAAGGUGGAUCUUCUCCGGCUUAUGAAGAUACAGUGAUACAUGAAGAUGAUGAUGACACUGUAGCUAUGAUAAAGGAGCUAUUGGACUCACGAGUACGGCCAAUGGUGCAAGAAGAUGGCGGUGACGUGACGUACAUGGGAUUCACAGACGGCGUCGUCAAGUUGAAGUUAAAGGUGAAAGAAGUGAUAGAGGUGACCGAUGAGGCUGACGACUUGGUUCAAAAAGAACUAGAGAAGUUCGAGAAGUCUCACGGAAUUACCGAUUGA